UUAACAUCUGAAAAGACAAAUUCACAAACAAUGUCAGAUAUUCAGCGGAUUCGUAAUUUAACUGAUGACAGUUCAUUAGGCAGCUUUAAAAAUGAGGAAUUGGAAAGUAAUGAUCAUGAUGGUGAUAUUGAAGAUUCUGAGGGUGAAUGGAUUGGUAAUGCGAAAAUAAAAAACACUGUUCUGUAUUAUCCAUCCAAUAACAAUGAUCUUGUCAAUGAUUUUACAAUUACAAAAUUAGACUCUGAUGCUCUUAGAAUGUCUCAAAGAAAAUCAAAAGCCACUAAACAAAAAGACCGUUUAUUAUCAUCUGGCCUUACUGAUUUAUCUAGUCAUUCAAUGUCUGGCAGCCAAGGAAGUGAUGAUGAUGAUGAUGAUACUUCAACUCCGAGUGUUGAUCACUCGGAUAAAAAUUCRGCAAUGUUUUCGACUAGUACUGAAAGAUUAGACAUGAUUGAAAAACGCGAACAAUUCUUAAAGAAUACUUUUGAAUCGCUUGGUGGAACUGAAGCCGAUUUUCAAGACAACCAAUAUCAUUUCCCAAGUAAGAGAAGUAUAUCUUCACAGUACAAAGGAAACAAUAACGGUUCUACUGUACAACAGAACACAAACAUUGAAUCUCAAAGUAAAAGAGAAGAACUUCAGCAAAGGAUUGAAGAAACUCGAAGAACUUUACAAAACUUGGGAGCUCAUUCCAAUUUAAAAGCUAGUCAAAGUAUUUGUGAUUUAAGUAGAAAUUAUGGGAAAUCUCCAUCAAAAUUACCAGUUCGCAACCAUUUAUCAG
This is a messenger RNA of Diuraphis noxia (Russian wheat aphid), 781 nucleotides long. It is a transcript of the gene Wdr62, whose product is annotated as WD repeat domain 62. NCBI's taxonomy places the organism in Eukaryota, Metazoa, Arthropoda, Insecta, Hemiptera, Aphididae. Gene Ontology annotation, molecular function: protein binding. The record is from RefSeq and is a predicted model, not a curated record. Gene Ontology annotation, biological process: centriole replication. Gene Ontology annotation, cellular component: mitotic spindle.